Molecule: messenger RNA, 939 nt
Organism: Vitis riparia (riverbank grape)
Lineage: Eukaryota; Viridiplantae; Streptophyta; Magnoliopsida; Vitales; Vitaceae
Product: expansin-A2-like
Exons: 2
Coding region: 23-772 (249 amino acids)
Biological process (GO): plant-type cell wall organization
Cellular component (GO): extracellular region
Source: RefSeq, a predicted model, not a curated record
CACCCAAGCUUACAAUACAACAAUGGCCGUCAAAGCAAUAAUCCAUAUUCUGUUGCCUCUUGUCUUCUUCCUUGUCUUCAGUUCAUUUGUCCCAAGAAUUUACAGUGACGGUGGUGGGUGGCAGAAUGCCCACGCCACAUUCUACGGCAACCAAGAUAUGGGGGGAGCAUGUGGAUAUGGUGCCGCUACGAGCUACGGUCCCUACACCGCAGCACUAAGCAAUGCUCUAUUCAACGAUGGGUACAGCUGCGGGUCGUGUUAUGAGUUGCAGUGCACCAACGACACACAGUGGUGCAUCGCAGGCACCGUCACCGUGACUGCUACCAACAACUGUCCGCCGGACCCGAGUAAACCUAAUGACAACGGUGGGUGGUGCAACCCCCCUCUCCAACACUUCGACUUGUCGGAGCCUGCCUUCUUGAAGAUCGCGCAGUAUAAGGCUGGGAUAGUUCCGGUACUGUACAGAAGGGUUUCGUGUGCUGUGCAAGGAGGCAUAAGGUUCACCAUGAACGGCAACCCCGACUUCAUCUUGGUAUUGAUAUCGAAUGUGGGUAGUGCAGGGGAUGUCCGAGCCGUAUCCAUUAAAGGAUCCGGGACAGGGUGGGAAACCAUGACUAGGAACUGGGGCCAAAACUGGCAGAGCAACGCCAAACUGAUUGGUCAAAGCAUAUCCUUCAAGGUCACCACCAGCGAUGGCAAGUCCGUGACCAGCAACGAUGUAGUGCCAGCCAAUUGGAAAUUUGGACAAACUUUUGAAGGAGCUCAGUUCUAGGUUAAUGAUCCGCAAGUCAUUUUAUAGCUUUAGUGUUCUUAUAGUACCUCACCAGUGGGGUGGUGGAUUUUCUUUUCCAAAUUGCGGGUCAAUUACAUUUGCUGAGCCAACAUACACUGGAUUUUAUUUGUGCUGUCCCUUCAACUCAAAUCUAUUCGAAGUCUUUU